AUGGAUUCCACAUCGAAAGAACCCCCAAAACAAAAGUAUCUUCCCCUUCGGGAGUUGACCCUCAACUCGAGACCCUUGGUCAAGCGAGCCAUUCAGUUCUCAUGCGAUGGCGACCUAGCUGUUGCUGCUGACGACUCGGUCCAUGUCUUUGUUCCCGAGUUUCCAGAUCUCACCAGACGCAGGAAGAGGAUCGCAGAGGGAGGUGACCCGGAGUCUUCGGAUGAAGAGGAAACCAAUGAACAGAAAGGCAAGUACAACCCAGAGACGUUUAGGACGCAAUACUCUGAGGGUAGCAAACACAUGCCCGUCUCUUUUCCGCCACUCGACCCGCGGAUCAACAAGGAGCUCUACGAUGCUGAAGGGAUGCCUUUUCCUUACGACAAGACUUCUGCCCCGCCCAAGCCUCAGGGUGUGGAGAAGGACACAAAUGGUCAAGAGGAUGGCCGAGAUGCCGGAGAUGGUGAUCAGGCCGACGGUGUCGAGGGGGACGACGAUGACGACUGGGAAGAUGACUCGGACGAUAGCAGUGUUGACGAUGACCCAGCUGGCGGUGGUGCCAGACUCGGCUCCAAUCAGCCAUACGGCGCGGGCUCUGGCCCGAUCACCAGUGUUGGCAGCAGCAUGAACCACGUCGUCAAGAUCAGCUGGUCGCCGUCCGAGCUCGGGGUCAACAGACGCCCGAUCCUCGGCAUUCUCACCGGAGCUGGGACGCUCGCCAUGUACGGCGACGGUGACAUGGCCGCGAACGUGCUCGGAAGCGCCAACGGGUACAUGCUGCAGCGCCGUGAGCUCGCGUCCUGGCUGGUUCUUUGGGGCGUGGGCGAGCGGAUGAUGGUGCCCGGCCAGUCGCCCGCCUACAGCGAGUACAUCCGUACGUUCGCCUGGGCGCAGGAAAUUGGCCCUGGCCAGGCACUGCUGGCCACGCUGAACGAUGCCAAGGAGAUCGCCAUCAUCAGCGUACAGACAGUCGUGUAUGUGGAAGAGGUUUCGGAGAAGGGAAGGGCGGUGGGUGGCCCUGCCGAGAAGACGGUCUGGCAUGUCCGUGAGCUUGUACGCUUCAAGGCGGAGGGGCCCCAUCUGCCUGUUUCGACCAUGGAUCCAGACUAUGUCCCUUGCGGCACCUCCUUUGGUCUGAGCUUUGGUCCCUGGCUUGAGGAUGAUGGUGGACGUACGUGUGUCCUUGGAUAUCUCGACCGGAACUACGUCGGCUUCCGCAAACUUCGCAUCGACAAACCGUGGACCAGAGGCCAGUUGCCCAAGCUUCAGGUUGAGAACAAGGACACCCACGGCCAAUGUGUUCAUCUGACCACGGACGGGUUUAUUGAGUUUGAGCAAGGGGUAAGCCGCUGCCGAGACGGUCUGCGUCGAUGUCUCUCGGUACUGACGCCGUAUAGAUCUUUCACAAGGUCUUGUUAUGCAGAUAUGGUUGUCCACCCCCCGCCUGACCCGGCCAGACCAACUCCGACCCCUCUGUACACCUUGGUUCGCUUGUCUGCCACGCCUACCACGCCGAACUGGUAUGAGACCAACGUCCCUUCUGCUCUCGCCGCGGACCCCAGCAGUCCUUACUUUCAGUGGGCUCGCUCAAUCCAACAAAAGCUGGAGGUAUUGGUCCCAGCCGACAUGUACCAGAAGCGUGCCUACGGUGCCGACGACAGCGAUUCGGAUGAGGAGUCUGACGACGGCGUUCUCAUGGAAGAUACCCUUGAGGAUGACGAAGGCGUUAAUUACACGGGAGAAGGACUCACGGCUAUCGACCUCACCACGGAUGCUAAUGUCGCCAGGGAGGUCAAGGUUGUCCCCGAGGUCCACCCUCAUCGGUUCCGUUUCCAUGGUCUUACCUUGUCUGCUGGCGGCGGCGCCUCUGCUGUCUUGGUUUCUGCCCACAGCACGCAGCAUCCCGAGCGAGGCGGUUGGCACACGCAGCGCUCGCAGGUCUUGUUCAGCUACAAACCUCGUCGCGCCUCGGGCCGUUCCCUGAGUAUGUACAUGGACGACGACAACCUGAACUUUUCCUUGGUGAGUUCCAUGAGCACCGAAGGGAAACUGUUUGAGUAUCUCUACGGCGGCGGCCCCGACGUGCCAGGCGUGCACUACCCGCUGUCGUCGGAUCCCCGACACGCGCAUGUUGCUCAGAUCUUUGCUCCUGUGGUUCGGAACCAAAAGUGCGAGGUUUGCGGGGCGGCCGUCACGCAAAGCAUGAGGAAGGAGGACCUGGUUGGGUGUGAGAAGGGGCAUUUCUUUGGCAUUUGUGCUCUGAGCGGGCUGGCUGUGCAGAAGCCGGGUAUGACGCGGAGCUGCGGGACAUGCGGGUUCAAGACCAUGAGGCCGGAGAUUUUGCUGCAAAAGGUUCCCGAGGAUAUCAAGGAGGAGGUCAAGGGGGUUAUUGGACGGGGGAGCUGCAUGGCUUGCUCGGGCAAGUUUCUCAACUAG
Molecule: messenger RNA, 2433 nt
Organism: Podospora anserina S mat+
Lineage: Eukaryota; Fungi; Ascomycota; Sordariomycetes; Sordariales; Podosporaceae
Exons: 4
Coding region: 1-2433 (810 amino acids)
Source: RefSeq, a predicted model, not a curated record